UAUUUAAGUACAAAUACAAAUAUUUAUUUAUUUCAUCGAGUUAUAAAAUUUCGGACACUUUUGCCCUAGCUCCGUAAAAGGAUAAACGAAGAACACUUGAGAAGCAACCAGUGGAGGAAUUGCUCGCAAAGACCGAAACUUUUCUUCAAUUUUUCGAACGGAGAGAAUCAGUGACGAUGUCUUGGGCUGGUCCUGAAGAUAUAUAUCUGUCAACCUCACUUGCCAGCUAUCUCGAUAGAAAGCUUCUUGUGCUACUUAGAGAUGGCAGAAAGCUAAUGGGAACGCUUCGAUCCUUCGAUCAAUUCGCCAAUGCGGUUCUAGAAGGUGCUUGCGAGAGGGUGAUUGUUGGUGAGCAAUACUGCGACAUUCCUUUAGGCCUCUACGUAAUCCGUGGAGAGAAUGUUGUUCUGAUUGGCGAGCUGGACACGGAGAGGGAGGAGCUUCCUCCACAUAUGAUACGCGUCUCAGAGACAGAGAUUAAAAGGGCGCAAAAGGUGGAGAGGGAAGCGAGUGAGCUGAGAGGAACAAUGAGGAAGAGAAUGGAGUUUCUUGACUUUGAUUAAGCCACAGAUUGUGUCCCCAUUCAUUUCUUGCUCUUGUGUUUUCGGAUCUAUUUUACUUUUUAAAUAAAAGAAAAAAAAUUCCCAAAUUUUUACUGGUUUUGGAAUUGGGUUGAGAUUCUUACUGAAAUGGAUACUUAAUGCUGUUCUUUAAUGAAGUUUUGAAGAAAAGCUGUGAUGUUCAUAUGCCUACUGUCUUAGCCUCU
Thlaspi arvense is the source of this 766-nucleotide messenger RNA. Lineage: Eukaryota; Viridiplantae; Streptophyta; Magnoliopsida; Brassicales; Brassicaceae. The record is from the annotation of a GenBank genome assembly.